AUGGAAAUUUUAAUUAUUGAGAUUCAUUGCCUUGCAGGUUCGGCAAUAGGGGCAGUGUUUAGUCCAAAUGGAAAUGGAUCUGCUGUUGGAAGCCUGGUAGGACUAGUUGGCGGGGUCAUAUUUGGAAUAGUAAAAUCCAGCCUGAACGAGGAUGGCUGCAAUGACUCAAAUGAUCUUCCAGAGGCAUUAAGUGUCGUCCAGACCAAAUUGGAAGACAUUAGUGAGAAAAUUGAAGACGUGAGUAAUAAUGUUCAAAUCGGCAGAAAGGAGAAUAACAUCAACUAUAGGAUCACCCAAGAUCUCGUUCAAGUCUCAAGGGAAGAAAAUGAGAUAAACUUCCAAAUCAACAGGGGCUUGAUCAACCAGGACAGAAUUGAGAAUAACAUCAACUUCGGCAUCAACCGCGCUUUGAUGGAGCAAGGAAGGCAAGAAAAUUAUGCGAAGUUUGCCAGAACUCGGGGUCUUGUCAAACAAGGAAGAGUUGAGAACCAAAUUAACUUUCAAAAGGCCCAAGGGUUGAUGAAUCAGGGGAGACUGGAAAAUUUUAUCAACUUCAAUGAGACUCAGGGCUUGAUUAACGAGGGAAGGCAUGAAAACCUGAUCAAUUUUGCGCUGACACAAGGACUCGUCGAUCAAGGGAGAGAAGAAAACCAAGAUAAUUUUGCCAUUACAAGAAAUCUCAUAAAUCGUGGGAGGGUAGAGAGCAAAAUCGAUUUCAAGGUAACUCGAGAACUAAUCAAUCACGGAAGGAGAGAGAACCUGAUCAACUUUGCCAUCACACAAGACCUCAUCACCCAGGGUCAAUGGGAAAACUUGAUGAAUUUCAAAGUCAUUGAGGGAUCUGUUGCCCAACUAAGGGAUGAUACCCUUAAAGGUUUCUCCUUCCUGUCAAAACAGGCUGAUAAAAAUAUUGAAGCCAUCACAAUAGCUCGACUAGAAGUGAGGCAGAGGUUUAAUAUUGCCUAUAAACUCCUGGACAGAAACUUUGAUGCGACAAAUGCUGGUCGUGUAGAAAAUUUGAGGAACUUCGAAGUCACGAACAACUUGCUUAACCAAAUCGGAGACGCUGUGACUCGUAAUCAAGCACAGGCAAUGGCUGAGCGUUUGCUUUUCUAUACAUCAACAGUCAACCUCAUCAGAGAAUCCACCAAUGAAACAAUCAGUGCAAUCGAUGACGCCAAGCAAAACAUUUUGAGAGCCAUUGAUAAAAGCAAGGUGGAACCAAUACUAUCCAAGUUAACUACAUUUUUAGCAUAUUUCAAUAGUGAGUUGGAGGGGAUUAAAUCAUCCAACACGAAGCAAAUUUUGGCAAAGCUUCAAGAACCAAAUGGAUUCCUCUUUUAUCUGGCAGAGUCCAGGACACCACGGGGCGUCAACAGUCUUCACUCCCUUCUCUCAGACAUCAUUAAUCAAGGUCUAGCGAUUCCUAAGAGCUCUGAUGACGAAUUGGCUUUGAUUACACUUGAUGCUCUCUUCACUGGCACUCAAACUUAUGUCUCAGUCCUCGCAUUUCUCAUGGAAGCCUACUCGUUCCUUGCUGAUCAUUACUACAAAGAGAUGAAUGUGGAACAAUUUCAUGCUCAUAUAACGUUGAUCAAUGUCAGAUACAAUGAUUUCAAGAGGUCACUGAAUAAUGGCAUAAUUGGUCAAGUUGCAGACAUUCUUCUUCAAGUCCAAAGAACCGGAAUCAUAUAUGGGGAGAUGUUAUUUUCAACACGACGCAAGAACCUGGAAGCAUUGAGGAACAGCAUUAUGCGCUUUGACCUGGCUUUGAAGACUCUUCAAACAGAACCAGCAAAGCUUCAGAGAAAGCCUGAGUUUCCAUCUUUAAAAGAUAAAGCUGUAUUUUAUGGACCCUGGAAACCAGGAAGAACCGUGAGCUAUGCAAUCCAAUAUAAAUACAAUAACGUGCUAUCCAAAAUCGGAGAAUUCACAAAAGCAUUUACUCUUGUGGAAGGCAUGGCGAAUCCUAAAAUACAAAUUCCGUCAGCUCCAUAUGGAGUAACAAGUCGUUUGGUUUUCCGAAAGUUUGACAACGAAAAGCCAGAAUAUGUGGGAACAGUUGGGGGCACCAAGCAAACAUCUUUCCAAGACAUUGACAAAGACUUAUUCAAUGCAGCUGGGAGUCUCAAUGAGGCUCUGGGUAAGGUUGAAGUAAGGUACUUUUUGGAUUCAGGAGCAAAUAUUUCAGCCAAAUAUGAUGAUGAGAUGACAGCUCUGCACAAAGCUUCUGCAGCUGGAAAUAGCCUUGUCGUGGAAGUAAUUGUUGAAGCUGGCGCCGACCUAAGUGCUCCAGACCUUCAUGGUCGCAAACCAAUUCAUCAUGCUGCAGAAACUGGAUAUGUCGAAACUAUGAAAAAGCUAUUUCUAUUGGGUGCUGAUGUGAACUCCAAGACCAGAGAUGACCUCACUCCAUUGCACAUAGCAGCUCUUUAUGGCAAUAGAGAUGUUUUACAAUACCUCUUCACUUUAAAGGAUAUUGAUGCAAAUGCUGUCACAAAGGACAAUUUUACUGCCUUUCACUUGAGUGUUUUGGCUGGACAUUUUUCUGCGACCAGCAUCUUGGCUGAUAACGAUGGUGUGAAUGUCAAUGCACCAGAUGAAAAUUCUUUCACUCCACUCCAUCAUGCAGUUGCUACUGAGAAUGAAGAAAUGUUGAAAUUAUUGCUUCAAAACCGAAGAAUAAACGUCAAUGCAAAAGCUUCAGAUGAUUUAACUGCGCUCCAUUUGGCUGUCGCAUCAGGCAAUAAAGAGAUUGUGGACAUACUUUUGACUCAAAGUAACGCCAACAUUAUGUCCAAGAGUAUUGGUGGAUUUACAGCAUUGCACAUGGCUGCAGCAAAUGGACAUUCUCAAGUUUUACAGUCACUCCUGAACAGAUUGUCAACGGACUCAGAAAGUAUCAAUUCCUUAUCUGCUGAAAAAUGGACUCCACUUCACUUGGCGAUAUCCUUCAAGCAUGUUCAAACCGUUACUCGACUUCUCCUACACUCUAACAUAGACAUCGAGGUCAAGGCAGAGGGCGGUUUGACUCCUUUGCAUUUAGCUGCUGGUACGGACCAGGCAAAAGUUGCCUCGAAACUGAUGUUGUUGGAUGUCAAUUUGGAAGAGCAAUCGGAUCUUGGCUUGAGAGCAUUACAUUAUGCUGCCUGGUAUGGUAGCAAGAAUGCUGCAUCCAUUUUACUCAAAGAAGCUGAUGUCAACGCCAAGACACGAUUUGGUCUCACACCACUCCACUUAGCUGUCAUUGGGAAUCAUCUCAACAUUGUUGAACAACUGACAACAAGUGCAAAUCUGAGCAUUCACAGCGCUACCGAAAGUGGGGCCACUGCUCUGCAUCUUGCUGCUGUUAGUGGGAACAAUGCCAUCGUUAUGCACCUUUUGCAACAUGGAGCUAAAGUGAACGCGAAGGACAAAUUUGGAAUGACUGCAUUUGAUAUGGCAAUUGACAAUAAACAAAAUUCGACAUCCAAUCUGCUGAAGUUACAUGGAGGAAAAUCCUCAAUGUGCUUACAAAUUGGUAACAGCAACGAGAAAAAUGAGGAAGGUUUUACAUUGCUUCAAGUUGCUGCACAAAAAGGCGACCUUGUCAGAGUGCUUGAGCUGGUAUCGUGUGGUGUUGAAGUAGGUGCAUUCAGUAAUAAUGGCAGCAAUGCAUUGCAUGAAGCUGUAUCUUUUGAAAGAAAAGAUGUUAUUGCUGCUCUUAUUGAUUCUGGAAUCGAUAUGAAUGCAAAAAGAACUGACGGUUGGGCAGCCAUUCAUAUAAGUUGUUUAGCGAGUGAUCCAGUGCCAAUACUGAGAAUAUUAUUGCAGAAGGGAGUUGAUGUCAAUUCAGUCACAAAUGAUGGCAAGACUGCUUUGGAUAUCGCGGUUAAGGAAGGAAAAACUAGUGUUGAAGCCUUUCUUCGGUCCCAGGGAGGAAAAAGUGGCAUUUGUCUCCGUCCCGAGACAGUGGAUCUGCGUGAUAGCGAUGGUCUGACAAAGCUCCAUAAAGCAGCUCGCGAUGGAAGUAUAACGGAUGUGAAAAACUUGAUUAGUUGUGGUGCUAAUGUUCAUGUCCUUAGCCACAUGGGCACUACGGCUCUUCAUGAAGCUGCUUAUAAUGGAAGAGAUGAGGUAAUUGCUGAGCUGCUGAAUGCAGGGGCAAAAAUCAACCAGCAGAAGGAGACAGUAAACGGCUGGGCUGCAAUUCACAUGGCAUCACUCAGAGGGCAUCGGAGUACAGUGAGCCUUUUGCUGGAAAGAGGAGCUGACAUUAAUCUGUCAACCUUGGGCAAGCGAACAGCCACUGAUAUUGCUGAAAAUAAUGGACAGGAGGAAAUAACCAGUUUUCUGAAGCAACGUGGUGGUCAGGCCUUUGAUUGUAUUGGACUGAAAAAUAUCAAUAAGAAGGAUUCAAAAGGGUGGACUCCCCUUCAAUAUGCAGUCCACGAAGGGAAUCGCGAAAAAAUCAAGACUCUUCUGAAGUGUGGUGCUACACAAGACAUCUUGGAGCUCCUGCCUCCAGGACUUGAUCCCAAAGUGGAAAAGAAAGAUGUGGCAAUUACACUCAACGUGGCUGCCGCUAACGGUAAUAUGCCAGAUGUUAAGGCACUCCUCGAGAAAGGGGCUGAUGUAAACUUCAAAUCUGCUGACGGUAAGACCCCUUUGGACCUUGCUCUAGAUAAUGGGCACUAUGAUGUUGCAGAUGUCCUGAUAACAUAUGGUGGAAUUCAGAGUUGA
Molecule: messenger RNA, 4722 nt
Organism: Darwinula stevensoni
Lineage: Eukaryota; Metazoa; Arthropoda; Ostracoda; Podocopida; Darwinulidae
Source: the annotation of a GenBank genome assembly